Messenger RNA from Paramuricea clavata, 8611 nucleotides. The record is from the annotation of a GenBank genome assembly. NCBI's taxonomy places the organism in Eukaryota, Metazoa, Cnidaria, Anthozoa, Malacalcyonacea, Plexauridae.
AAACACAAUAAUGGAAUGACUCUUUCACCGGACGUGGAAUGGAAUGUACUCAGGUAAAUAUGAUGCUUGUGUCGUACUCAGAGUAACAUCACAAGCAUCAUAUUCACCUGAGUACAUUACACCAACACAGAAAAAAUCAUGAUUAUUAGAUUACAUUGAUAUCGAAGGAACUAGAUUCUGUUCCGAAAUAUCACAUACUCGAACCGACCUGACCGCGUAACUCAGUUGGCAGAGCAUUGGGUUAGUAUUCCAAAGGUCGUAGGUUCGAUUCCACCGUAGCCAGGCAUAUUUUUCAAGCUUGUCCGGUGUGGAUAUACACUCAGAGUAACAUCACACAAACAUCAUAUUCACCUGAGUACAUAACACCAUGCAACACAGAAAAAAUCAUAUUACUAGAUUUUUAAUACAUUGAUAUCGAAGGAACUAGAUUCUGUUCCGAAAUAUCGCAUACUCGAACCGACCUGACCGCGUAGCUCAGUUGGCAGAGCAUUGGGCUAGUAUUCCAAAGGCCGUAGGUUCGAUUCCCACCGUGGCCCGGCAUAAUUUUCAAGCUUGUCUGGUGUGGAUAUACACACAGAGUAACAUAACAAGCAUCUUAUUCACCUGAGUACAUUACACCAACGCAGAAAAAAAAGACCUACUGUAUAUCUUGGAAAUUAUAAAUAUUUCACUAAAAUUCAUCCACCACAUGCUUUUUCGGUAUCUAAAGCUGUACAUUAGGGCAAAAACCAAAAUUUUUCCAUGUGGAGUACUUAAGAUUCUCACCUUGAGAGUACUUAAGGUCAAUCAAAAUUCAUUUGUACCCUUGCCUUGAAAGUACCCCCCCCCCCCUUUCCCUAAUGGCAGUUGUUAGAUUAUAUAACCUCCCCCUGUUCUUUUGGGCUUCUGAAAACUAUCCAACCUCUACCUUGUAACUAGAUUUUAGCAUGACCGGUUUGAUGGCAUGCAUAUUAAUCGAUGAAAACUACUGUCACUGCAGCUAAAUUCACAGGCUGUAUACAAGCCAGGCUGUUGAACAAUGUAUGCCUAGUAGGAAGAUUUUAUUCACCAGGUACUUUUCUUUAGAGGUAAUCCUUUUGAAGAAGAGUCAUUGCCAAAAGCAUAUUAUUUUCCAUCACUGGAGAGGCAUCUUUCUUCCAGUCAAAAGAAGGUAAUAUAUACAGUAAGUGAGGCAGUAAGGCUAAGCACUACAAUUUCAAUCACAAAGUGCUGAAAAGCAUUUCCAUAUCAUGUGCAGGACCCAGUCAUUUUCUGUCAUAAGCUAGUAUCCCUGGUGGAAAACUAAUGAGUUGAAGAUUCUGAACAGGAUCUUGCAAUAGAUUCACCCAAAUGCAGAGCCUGAAAUAACGGUCGGACAAAACGCACUUUGAAGCCCGUCAAAAACGCGUACGCACUGUAUUGUCUAGUGUAUUUGUUAAGCUUUGUUCAGUCGAGUGUAUGGUAAAUAUUAUCUGAUCCGAGUUAGCGUUAUCAAUUUUUCAUCUUGGCUGUAUCGAGCUAAAAUGGACCCCAGAAUUUAAAUUAUUAUGCUCAAAUAUAACGAAAUUUCCACUUUAUUCGACAGUUAUUGGUCUCGUGUUACAGUGUUUUGAUCCACUUUUGCCAAAGCUCUAUACACUUAUCGAAAUUGAUGACGCUAACUUGGAUCGUAGAAUAACCUCUUAUACAAUCCUUUUGUUAUUAGACAUGUUUUAGCCCAAAUAAAGAAAGUGAUCAUCAAAGACAGACAUCGAAAGCAGAUGCAAAGUUUUUACGUGAAUCCAACAAACUUGAGAUUCCCACUCGAGAAGAUGGUACAGUGCAGCAUGACCUAUCAUCUGGUUCUCAGUUUAAUGAAUCUUGGCCAAGUACUGAUAAAAAUGUAUCUAGUUUAUCACAAAAUACUCCAUCAUCCUCAAGUACACCAGCUGAAAUAGAGAAAGAAAACCACUCUGUAAAAACAGCUAGUAAAGAUCUUCACGAAGAUAGGUUAUCGCGUCCUACCUUGUCCAAGUAUGUGACAGCAUUUAAAACAUUCUCAUGCACUCAGGGCAUUAAUAUAUUAUUUUAGAAUUUAUAGUGAUAAAAGUUUUAGACUGUAUGGGAGCCUGAAAAGAGGCUAUGUUCAUACAACAGUCUACUUUCCUGAAGGAUUUACUAUUUUUGUUAUAAUUUUUAUUUUCUUGUACAUUUCAGGUACAUUGACAGAUUUCGUCAUGGUGUUCCAACGAGUCGUGAGGAUCGUUCGCUUGCGUCAUCUGGUAAAGAUUUCUGGUGGCUGUCUCCGCCAAGCAAUACUUCAACUCCUAAAGAAACCUCUGAUUCAACAACAUCUAAAUUUACCAGUGACGGCUCUUCAAAAAUAAGACGAAAUGCAACUUCGACAUCACCUCCACGUCAGGUAUAAUGCAAUUACAAUCAAUGCCUAUUACUAUGCUUGACUUUCUGUAAACCAAGCUGAGGAGUAAAACGAGACAAUUUUGAUAUAAAAUCCAAAUAUGACGAGUUCUUGUCUAGUGAGUUGUGAGUAAAAGGCCGAUAUACACAACAAAGGUUUUAAGAACGACACCAUAGUUCAUUAUUCUGUGACGGCACCAUAGUUCAUUAUUCUGUAAAAAUCACUUGUGGCCAAAAUUUUGAGGCAUGGGCGCCAGUUGAAAUUUAUUGAAUUUUAAUUUUAUUAUUGAAUUAAUGUCAUCUUUCGAUCUUUUGCACUUAUGUUACAGUGGUGGAAAUUUUGGUGUGAUGGCGUGGGGGGGGGGGGCAAUAACGGAAAAUAGAUGAUUUGUCGGAAAUUUUAAUCCGAAAAAGGCUAAAUACAGCCGAAGUUGAGCGUAAAUAGUGGUUUUGACAGAAAUUAGAAAACGGACGUAAACUAGGGUAAAGUAGGGACGGAUUAUUAGCACAUGCAGACAGCCGCGAAAAACAUUCGUGCAACCAGAACUUUCUAAUGGUCUUGAAACAUGUUUCCCGUCUUUGUAAUGGUCCGCUCUGAUUUGUUCGUGCGAAGCAAAGCGGAAAGCAAAUUUCAGCAAUAGGCCUUGACCGAUUAUCCUCGGCAACUUUUUAGCAACUUUUUGCUUUCGGCUCAUAUUAGCAAAAUUCGUUUUUCGCUUUGCGCGAACAAAUAAUUCGCUUAGUGGGAAACGCGCUUUGACUUGACGUAAACGACUAAUAAACCACAGAAUAAAUCGUCUAUCGUACAUUGUUUCUAAUAUUUUACUACAUUCUAGAAAUAUGGGUUCAAACGUAAUCAGUUUUCCCGUCCUGUGAGAGAAGCUGUUGCAGCCAGGGAUUCUAGUACAUCCGACCUUCUAGCAAGGACUAACGAACUUCUGGAAAAGAGGUUGGUGGUAUUUUUUAUAUAAACCCCUUAAAAGAAAAAGGAAGUGCCACUUGUGUUGUGACACAAUUCCCCACUCGUUGGGCAGUCGUCCUUGCCAUUAUGUCAUAGCAUUUAAUAUUAUUUUUUCAUACCAACGUUAUGGCGUCACUCCGUUGAAUAUUAUGUCAAAACUCCAUAUUUGGUAAGCUAUUGAGUUGAUAUGACGAUAUUUCGUAGCUGACUGCAGUUUGCCAAUCAGAAAUCAUGAAUUAUUUUAAGUAAUAAAUGAUUUUACAAUUAUGUCAAUGCAUUUCUUACUCAUUAUUUAUUCAACUGGUGGUGGCAAGGGGGGGGGGGCUAGUCGGAAGUAAAUCUCUCCUCCGUCGCCCCAACCUCAUUUGAGCGGGUCUGAUUUUAAUACACGUGCAUAAUUCUGCUGCUCAGUACCGCACAUGAUGUCCAGUCAACAUUUUUCUUUUAUAGUGAAAAUACAUUGAGUGAAGUUUCUUCUGAAUCUAUACCUAAACCUCCGUCAUCCUGGAUGAUAGAAAAGCAAAAACGAUUGGAUGAUGCUGCUAAAAACCCUGUCACCAAACCACGUCGUGCUCCUGAAGAUGAUAUUCUUUAUCAGUGGAGACUUGCCAGACGACUGGAAAAGGCUCAAGAGGAAACUAAAGGUAGUCAAGGAAAGCGUUUUGGAAAUACUGCAAGUUAUCGCACUGCAGCUUUGACUCGCGGUCGAUAUAAUGCGUAUUUGCCUGAACAAGAUCAUCCCAGAUAUCACAUGGAUAGCGGAAACAGAAGGGAUGAUUUUGAACCCAGUGGAAAUACAUCUUUCAGACAUGUUUCAAAAAUGUCUGGCAGAACUGUGCAUGAGGACAAAAUUAUGUAUCAUGCAACUGAUGAUCAAUCUUGGAGGGACAAGGGUGAUGUGUCUGGUAUGCCUGAAAGAGAGAAUGUUAAAUGUAGGGAAAGGAAGAAACUUGCUGUUGCCUUAGAGAGUAAUGUACCAGCUGUAUGUUUUAUUGAUGAGCAAAAAUUACCAUCACAUGUUCACAUGAUGUGUGAUAUUGUGCCUUGUUCUAAACAAAUACAUGCAGAAAGUCGUGAUGUCGGGAGGACAAACCACUCUCCGAGUGCUUCAGACUUGCACCACAUUGAACGUGGUCAGAAAGCUCGCACAGAAUUUGAUUCAGCUGAUAUUCAGUAUCAGGAUGGUUUCCGAGAAAGAUCAAGUAUUCGUGUUGGUGAUGUUGCUGAAGGUCCAAGGAUUCAUGGAUUGACUAAUACAUCUUGUAAUCCAGGAUUAACUGACACAGAAAAAGAAAGAAAAGAAUAUGACACCACCAACAAUAAAAAUUCUUAUGGUAAACAGAAAAUUAUUCCUAACAGAAAACAACCGCUUAUGACCAAUUUAGAAACGGCUGAAUCAGAUAGUGUACGCCAAACAGCAAGCGCCUUGGAAAGCGAUAAAAAUGACCGCAGUAAAUUACAUUAUGGAGAACACGUUAAGGUAGAUACUGACAAUUCUGUGUCAAGAGAAACAGUGGAAGACCUAGAUACAGAUAAGUUUACGAAGACAGCAGAAGAAAAUGAAAGUAAACCCAAACCAAGCUUAAGAAAAGGCAAUGAUCAAACUAAUCUGGUUAAUACAUCUGCUCCACUAGUUUCACGCCAUGCACAUCAAAGAACAGACAGGGAUGGUUCUGGAGAUCAGCUAACAAAUACGCAAAAUGAAGGAGUCAUUGGAACGGUAAUUGGGCAGGUAUGUGUUGUUCCCUGCAAUGUUGAUACUAUACUGUUGAUUUCCUUCAUAUUUUAGUAUGUAAAUAUAAGCGUUAAAAUUCAAAACAGAACUAUACAAUCCCUAAAGGCUAAACAUCCCAAUAAACUAAUUACUAGCGUGUUAUAAACACAUGCACACACACGCCUAGCCUGGGUCAUAGACUUUAGCCUCUAUGACGUAGGCUAACAUAGACUCUAUGACAUACACUGCAUGUAGGCUAACACACACCAUGCAUGCAUGCUCUUCGCUGAUAGAUUUAUAAACAGCGUAUAUAUGUAAAGACACAUUGCAUGGCAGCGUUGACUUAAGUCGUUACCAGUUAUUUAGUUGGUGGUUUGAACUGUACAGUCAAACCCGCAUAAAAACACCAGUGGAUUGAGAACCACAAACGUGAUAGGUAAAAGUAAGCAGGUAUAUAUAAGCAGAUUGAUACUUAAUUAAUUUAAUUAAUACUAUUACAAAUGCAAAAAAACAUAAUCUGUUGUCUAUACUCAAAGGAUACGUUUUAUCAAGGCUUUUAAAUAGAAAUUAUUUCUGUGUAAUAUACUGUCAACAACUCACUAAUGUAAAAACAAUUCAUUCAAAAUACCCAGCCAGGAACAAUUGUUUUUGACUAGAAAUAAGAAUCAUGCAGUUAAGAACCAAUUCGGCCUGAUUUCUCAGGUGCCCAUUAUAUAUAAGAACCACUUCAGGCUGAAGAAUAGUGGUUCUUUUAUGCAGUUUUUUACUGUAUCUUGAGUGUGGGGUUCCAGUGUAGGUAACGAUGAACAAUAUUCACUGCUUUGGUUGAAUGAUCUAACUAUAUCUGAAAAAUAUACUUCGACGUUCCGAGUGAUUAGACUCUUCGUUUGUGAAUACGAGUUUACCUGUGGUUUAACUCUAUAAAUAAAGUCAUUUAAGUAAACCUCUUUAUUAUCGUAAAUAUUUUCGCAAAUUGAACAUUGUGUUGUUUCAGGUAAUCUCUGAACGUCUUUUUUCAUCCAUGUGUGAUUCUCGUCGUAGCAGUCUAAGUAGCAGUAGUGUGUAUACUGAAUGCGAGGAUGUCAAAGAUAAAAAUAAUAUGGUAUCAACUUCCAAAGAAUGUGAAAGUUAUGUUGAACAGGAACCUAAGAAAAGUAAGUUGAAGCAUACAAUAUGAAUUGAUAUACACAUCCAUGCAUAACGGAUUGCAUAUUUCAUGCAUAAUGUUCAGCGCACGAAGAUAUAUAGAGGCAGGGGCGGCGCUAGACCUCUUUGAAUGGGGGAGGGGUGUAAGUGAAUUUUGCCGAGUUAUCAAGGCAAAUUUUGCCGAGUCACUUCAACCACUAAUUAAUAUUUCUAUUAACGAGAUUACCAAAACUCCUGUGAGCACGAUACUGUAUAUAGCACGCUAUAAAAGUGAAGCGCAGGUCCGUGUGCAGCCAUAACCAUUUUACAAAUUAUAGACUGAUGCGCCAGAACAUGCCUGUAGAUUAUAUUAAUGUGGUGGUAGCCAAGGAUGAUUGGAGUUGUUGGCCAAUUACAGAAAUUUAGUUUUAUAUUCUAACUGUUCUGUCCGGGUAGAGAUGUACCGUAGAAACCCAAAAGUAGCAAGCCCAUAAUGGAGGGUGGGGGAGGGGCGCUAUGUACGGGUGGUAAAAUAUGUCAACAUAUGUGGAACAUUCUUCCACAUUGAAUUUGCUCUAUUUUUUUCUUUAUGCCAUUUCUACCUUUUACUGACUGUUUUAAUCAAAUGUUGUCAAAGUGUAACCACGGGCUAUCUAAAGUGAAGCAAAAAAACUGGAGUUUUGUAUAAUGAUAAAUUAAUAAUAAAACAGCCAUAUUUCUCCAGGGGUUUGUUCAUCUUAAACAGUUACGAAGGGUUGCUGCUUACGGGUAGCCGCUUACGGGUGGCCUUUUUAAACAUCUCAAUUUUGCCGUUACUUUCGUACACUAUACUUUCGUGAUUCUGCGGUAAUGCUUGUAAAUGCAGGAUGUGUAUAUGGAUUUCGUUCGUAAUAUUCAGUUUGUUGAACAGAUAAGGUAUCCUAGCCUGCGAGACAGACACUAAGUAUUAGACUAGUAUGUACUGAUUCAUUGCACAAUAUGAUAUCAUUCUGUAUCGUAGGCAAAUAUAAGCUCCCUGCAUGCACGGGCUUCGCCUGCUCCUGGCCCGAACUUCACAAUAUACAUUCCCCACUAUAGAAACGACUGACGCGAUCCUGUUUCCUGAUGAUGACAUAUUGAUAAGACUACGUCAACAAGCUGAUUUUUAUAGAGAACAUUUAAGGUAUUGACUUCAGUUUGGGCUACAAUUAGUUUUUGAAUUGUAGGAUAAUUUGCUUAUGAACACAUGUACUUUUUAUUUGUUUAAUUAAAAAUGCUUCUCUGAAAUACGCAUCCCCGUACGAAAUAUGUUGAAUUGUUGUAAAAACUAGGGAAAGAAAAUUAUAUAGACUUUCGGUUUUCGAAUCAGAGAAUAGAUUGGGUUUUAAACUGAAAACGAACCUGCUGAAUCUAAAGCAAAAAUACUCGAGCAAACACUUCUGUCCCAUUUAACAUUACUUAGCCAUAUCAGUGAACGUUAUAGCAUUAUGAAUGAACGUUACAAAGAACGUUUACAUUGCAUGUUCAUAUUUCGCUAUCAGUUUAUAUUGAGAAUGAUUUAAUUAAUUAAAGGAGGAUGGGAUUUAAUUAAUAGCGAGUGGGGCUUAUUUUGUUUCAGCGCCUCUAGACUGCAUGGGGCUAAUUGGGGGGGUGUAAAAGGAGGCUAAUAGAGGAAAUACAGUAGUUUACAAUUUUAACAGUUUUACGAUAUCUUACAUCCCUUCAAUUUAUAGAAAUAUCGAUGGGAUUCUAGAACAGUUGACAGAGUGAAUGCCCAAACAAAUGGAUGUUUUGAUAACUUAUUCAGUAGAUUUAUGAAUUCGUAAAAUUAAGAAUGGUCAUAACAACGCAAAUUAUGUAUAGUAUUUAUUGAAUGUAAAUUAGUUUAACAACUACUUCAGAAAUAGUAACUACUUUGUAAAACGAUUUCUUACAAAAUGUACGAAAUUUGGUACAAUUAAAUAAUAUUAAAUAUUGUUAAAUUCAUGAGCAUGGCCUUGGUUUUCGUUUGUUCUGACAUUCUGCUGGCUGAGUAAAAUGCGGCCAUUUAAAGUUGGAGAUGCACCAGCUGGGCGAAUUUGUCCUCGCGAAAAGAAGCAAUCCUAGCCUUUCGCGCAAUUUGUGCCAAGGCUACAUGCCAAUAUAUAAUCGGAGCCUCGUACGCCUUUACCGCCUUGUCCGGAUACGUAAUGGGGAAAAAAUUAAAAACUAUUAGUUUCAAUGAUAAAGUACAUAUCGAUGUUUUAAAGUGGGAUACUCUACGCCAAUCUGCGCUCAUUAUAAAACAGCAAAUUAAAUUUUAUUCCUCGUUUAGUACGACGCGAGUGAGGUAAGAGACUUUUAAAAUAACUACACAGGUUCACAUAGCCGUAAAAUUCCUAGCUGAAACUGUCCGACUUUUGAAGCUCACAAUCUCCCAUACGCAUAUAUACGACGUAUUCGAGUCUUUGAAUCGG